UGACUCCGACACUGGUGGUCUCCGGUUUGCUCUGUCUCAGUGGCCCUUUUCUGACCUGCGAUGUCUCGCCUGCUGCUACUCUGCUCUUCGCUCCUCCGCCACCGUGCAGUCCUGUUCUCGAAGCCUGGCCACCCAGGCCGCCUCAGCCACUCAGAAAGCCCACAAAAAAAAAUCCUGUCGCCCACGGAAUCAGCUGUUGGGAUUGUCGUGUUUUUUACGACCUUUUACAUCCCAGCUGCAUAUGUGCUAAGCAGUCUGAAGUAUUUCAAAGGAGAGUAGAUACAGGAUGUCCAGGAGCAGCACGGCAUGGCUCCUUUAAAUGGGAAAAAGUGCCUGUUUGAACCUCCUCUGACGAGUUAGUCCUAUAACUGUCUGUGAUGUUCUACACUUCGGUUUGUUUUUGGACUGUGCAUCAUAUGGACGACGAACAUAAUCUGCUUAAGUGUUAAAUAAAAUGGAAACACUUGUUUGUGCUU
Mus musculus (house mouse) is the source of this 476-nucleotide messenger RNA. RefSeq names its product cytochrome c oxidase subunit 8C (gene Cox8c). The record is from RefSeq and is marked validated. Gene Ontology annotation, biological process: oxidative phosphorylation; mitochondrial electron transport, cytochrome c to oxygen. Lineage: Eukaryota; Metazoa; Chordata; Mammalia; Rodentia; Muridae. Gene Ontology annotation, cellular component: mitochondrial inner membrane; respiratory chain complex IV. The coding region runs from base 61 to 279 and encodes 72 amino acids. The transcript is spliced from 2 exons.